UUUUCCUGUCCUGUUCUUCCUGCGCCUUUCGUUUCUUCCCCUUUGCACCCCAUUCCCUUCCCUUCUCCAGAUUUUUCUUCCUUUCCUUCCCCGUGGAAAUCAAAGGAAGGGAUCAGGAAAGUUGCACCCCCCCAGGCGUUCCCUGUGGGCUGGCCUACCUCAGAGGGUCCUGCAGGUGCCGGGAACCAGCCCCACAACAUGGCUGCCCUCACCCAGGAGCUGGGCACGGCGUUCUUCCAACGCCAGCAGCUCCCCGCCUCCAUGGCUGACACAUUUUUGGAGCACCUCUGCCUGCUGGACAUCGACUCGGAGCCCAUCACCGCCCGGAGCACCAGUAUCGUCUGCACCAUUGGUCCCGCUUCGCAGUCGGUGCAGAUGCUGCGUGAAAUGAUCAAAGCCGGCAUGAAUAUCGCACGGUUGAACUUCUCGCAUGGAUCGCACGAGUACCACGCAAAGUCCAUUGCAAAUAUCCGGGAAGCGACCCAGAGCUUUGCCACUAAUCCUCUCUUCUACCGGCCCGUGGCCAUCGCUCUGGACACCAAAGGUCCUGAAAUCCGGACGGGUUUGAUUAAAGGGGGUGAGGACAAAGAAGUAGAACUGGUUAAAGGAUCCCACUUGAUUGUGACCACCGAUCCGGCGUUCCGGGAGAAAUGUGAUUCGCACACUAUUUGGAUGGAUUACGCCAAUUUACCUAAAGUGGUUAACGUUGGCGGGCGGAUCUUCAUUGACGAUGGGCUCAUCUCCUUACUGGUCAAGGAACUCCGCCCCAAUAGUUGUGUCGUCGAGGUGGAGAACGGCGGGAUGCUCUGUAGCCGGAAGGGAGUCAACUUGCCGGGGGCUAAAGUGGACCUGCCGGCGCUGUCGCAGCAGGACAAACGGGACCUGGAGUUUGGCGUGGAGCAGGGGGUUGACAUCGUGUUCGCCUCCUUCAUCCGCAAGGCCGGCGACGUGGCCGCGAUCCGGCAGGUGCUGGGGGAGCGCGGCCGCAACAUCAAAAUCAUCAGCAAAAUCGAAAACCACGAGGGGGUCAAAAGGUUUGAUGAGAUCCUGGAAGCCAGUGACGGCAUCAUGGUGGCUCGCGGUGACCUGGGGAUCGAAAUCCCCGCGGAGAAGGUUUUUCUGGCUCAGAAGAUGAUGAUCGGCCGUUGCAACCGUGCGGGGAAACCCGUGAUCUGCGCCACGCAGAUGUUGGACAGCAUGAUCAAGAAACCCCGUCCCACAAGGGCGGAAAGCAGCGACGUGGCCAACGCGGUUUUGGAUGGGGCUGACUGCAUCAUGCUGUCUGGGGAGACGGCCAAGGGGGCCUACGUGGUGGAGGCUGUGCGAAUGCAGCAUGCGAUCGCCCGAGAGGCUGAGGCCGCGAUGUACCACCAGCAGCUCUUCCAGGAGUUACGUCGCCUGACGCCCCUGAGCCAAGAUCCGACCGAGGUGACCGCCAUCGGCGCGGUGGAGGCCUCAUUCAAAUGUUGUGCCGCUGCCAUUAUCGUCCUCACCACAUCGGGCAGGUCUGCCCAGAUCCUCUCCCGCUACCGGCCCCGGGCUCUCAUUAUCGCUGUGACCCGUAAUGAACAGGUGGCCCGCCAGACUCACCUGAGCCGCGGUGUUUUCCCGGUCAUGUGGCACGGCGCUAAGCAGGACGUCUGGGCGGAAGAUGUCGACCGCCGGGUGCAGUUUGGGAUCGAGAUGGGGCGAGUGCGAGGCUUCCUGCACUCGGAGGACGUGGUGAUCAUUGUGACCGGCUGGAGGCCUGGGGCGGGCUUCACCAACAUCAUGAGAGUGCAACAGGUGCCGUGACCAUCGCGCCGUGGAGGAGCGCCAAGGCUCGCGGCUCAAACCACUCCAGCUUUAUUCCCGUUGCUGAAGGCCGUGCUCAGCGUGCUUGAGUUGCAUCAUUUGCCCCCCGCAGCAGCUCCGAUUGGGAAGCCCCAAGAGGGUUCAGCCCUUGCUUAAAGAUGCUUGUGGAAAGCA
Molecule: messenger RNA, 1968 nt
Organism: Python bivittatus (Burmese python)
Lineage: Eukaryota; Metazoa; Chordata; Lepidosauria; Squamata; Pythonidae
Gene: PKLR
Product: pyruvate kinase L/R
Biological process (GO): glycolytic process
Molecular function (GO): potassium ion binding; magnesium ion binding; pyruvate kinase activity
Source: RefSeq, a predicted model, not a curated record